Molecule: messenger RNA, 4811 nt
Organism: Corythoichthys intestinalis (scribbled pipefish)
Lineage: Eukaryota; Metazoa; Chordata; Actinopteri; Syngnathiformes; Syngnathidae
Gene: epb41l2
Product: erythrocyte membrane protein band 4.1 like 2
Exons: 24
Coding region: 325-3183 (952 amino acids)
Biological process (GO): cortical actin cytoskeleton organization
Cellular component (GO): plasma membrane; cytoskeleton
Molecular function (GO): actin binding; structural molecule activity
Source: RefSeq, a predicted model, not a curated record
UUUCACUUUCUCUCCCUCCCCUUUUAGCCUCUCUCUCUGCAACUCCCCUCCUCUCUCUCUUGUCAUUUUCUGCCCUCGUUUCCGCGGGUGAAAGUCCCGCGGGAGGCAGGCGCUCAGCUCCACGGGUGAGCCGACAGGAUGAGAGAGAGGAAAAUGGCAGUGACAGCUUUGUAGGUGGGAGACCAAAGUGAAGGAGAAUACUGUAGGGAGGAAUAAGAAGUGCUUUUAAAGAGACGGCAAAGAUUGUCGGGCGAAAGCAAGAGGCUAAAAGGAGGACAGGGGCUUGCGAAAAGGGGAAAAAAAGCAACAAUAGGUCGUGUCGCCAUGACAACAGAGGCAGGCUCCGAGACCGAGGUUAAGGAGAAAGCGGAGAAGUCCGCCGCCCCGCUCGACGAAUCGGAAAAGGCCACCGCCGAGACCCAGGAAGUGGCCGCCACUGAGGGCGAACCAGAGAGAGAGAAGGAAAAAGAGGGCAAAGGAAUAUCACGCUACCUGCCAACAUGGUUUAAAAAGCAGAAAUCGCAAAGCCAGACCUCCCCGACCAAGGAGGUGCCAUCACCCGAGAAGCCCGCCAGCAAUCAGGAGGAGGUCCCGGAAGUGAACGGACACGCAGAGGAAGUGGAAGAGAAGGAGGCGCUCAGUCCGGUACAGGAGCAAGUCAAAGAAAAGGAAGGCGAGUCCCAUUCCAACGCCAGCGCAGACACAGAGCCUGCCGGGGAAGAGAAAGUCGAGGAGAAGAACGUCGAGGGCACCAAGGCCGCAAGUGAAGAAGGAGUCGAGGAGGAGCAACCAGAAAAGAAGGAGCGGGCAAACGGAGGUGAAGGCCAGACCUCCAUUUUCCAGUCGCCGCUGCGUUUGGUGAGGAAGAGCAAGAUGAAAUUGGUGGUGUGUCACGUGACCCUGUUGGACGGUUCCGACUUCACCUGCGAGGUGGAGAAGCGUGCCAAGGGUCUGUUCCUGUUCUUUAAAGUGUGCGAGCACCUCAAUUUGCUGGAGAAGGACUACUUUGGUCUCACAUACAAUGACAACCAUGAUCAGAAGUGCUGGUUGGACCCCACCAAGGAAAUUAAGAGACAAAUUCGCAGUAACAAUUGGCAGUUCGCAUUCAACGUCAAGUUCUACCCACCUGAUCCCUCGCUGCUCACUGAAGAUAUCACAAGGUACCUGUUGUGUCUGCAGCUCCGUGAAGACGUGGCGUCCGGUCGACUGCCUUGCUCAUUUGUCACUCACGCACUUCUGGGCUCGUACACACUGCAGGCAGAAUUUGGUGACUACGAACCCGACCAGACUCGUCCUCUGGACUACAUCAACCAGCUGACUUUUGCCCCCAAUCAGAGCAAAGAAAUGGAGGAGAAGAUUCUGGAGCUACACAAGUCCCACAAGGGAAUGACACCAGCGCAGGCCGACACGCAGUUUCUAGAAAAUGCCAAGAAGUUGUCCAUGUACGGGGUGGACCUGCACCACGCUAAGGAUUCUGAGGGGGUGGACAUCAUGCUUGGAGUGUGCGCCAACGGACUCUUGGUCUACAAGGACCGGCUUCGAAUAAAUCGCUUCGCCUGGCCCAAAAUCCUCAAAAUUUCAUACAAGAGAAACAACUUUUACAUCAAAAUCAGACCCGGAGAGACAGAACAAUUUGAAAGCACCGUAGGAUUCAAACUACAGAAUCAUCGCUCUGCUAAACGGCUGUGGAAAGUUUGCGUGGAGAACCACAGUUUCUUCAGGCUCAACGCACCAGAGCCCCCCACCACUCCGCGCUUCCUAACACUGGGCUCCAAGUUCCGCUACAGCGGGCGCACGCAAACCCAAACACGCUUGGCCAGCACCCUCAUCGACCGGCCCGCGCCCACUUUCGAGCGCACUUCGUCUAAACGCAUCAGCCGCAGUCUAGAUGGAGCACCAAUGAUAAGCAUAACAGAGGCCCGGGACACCACUGAGAAUGGACACGACCCCCACCUGGAUCUCCACUCUGACUCCAAGAUGGAGGUUAAGGAGGCGGACACGAGCCCUGGCAGUGUGGAAGCCACGCCCGCCCAGAGUCCAAUGAAAGUGCGUGUGGAUAAUAUUUAUGUGAGGCACAGUAAUUUGAUGUUAGAGGACCACGAUAAGACCCAAGAAGAAGUACUGAAACACCAAGCUAGCAUUAGCGAGCUCAAGCGCUCUUUUAUGGAGGCGCCGCCUCCCUCGCCUCCUCAGCUCAACCAGUGGGAGAAGCGCAUCACUUCCUCUCCUGCCACCGCCACGCGCGGUCAGCAGCCGACAGCGGUUUCCGUGACGAACGAAGCGGCGGAAGCGGUUUCAACAACUGGUAACGACGACACCAAAGAACCCAUUAAGACGACGGAAGUCGAAAUUGAAGAAACUGUUGUGGUGCAAGAGAUUUCCACCAAAGCCGUGCCGCCGGAAGAGUGCGGGAAGGGGGUGAAUGCGGAAGAGGGGGCGGGGCAGAAGAAGAAGAUGAAACAGCGGGAGAGCGUUUCGUCGGAGAGCGAAAGCGACGGGGAGGCCGAGUAUCACCCCAACGUGCCGGUGUCCAUCUCCCGCACUCAAAUCCCAGAGGAGAAAGAGGAAGAAGUGGGGAAGUUGGAGGAAGUUAGUCAACCCGAUAAAAAGGAAGAAGCAGAAGAACCCACGACGACGACCGUCGAAGCUUCUAACGGACCAUCACGGCACGAAGACGGCGAAACUCGACAACUGGAAGAGGAAGCGCCCAAAGUGAACGGCGAGGCCACGGUGGUGGAUGCGCGUCCGCAGGUUAUUUGUUGCUCUCAGCCGCCGGUGGUAAAGACCGAAAUGGUGACAAUAUCGGACACGUUCGCGGCGCAAAAGACCGAGAUCGCGACCAAGGAAGUGCCCAUCGUGCACACGGAAACCAAGACCAUCACGUACGAGGCCGCACAGCUGGACGGAAGCGGCGACGGAGAGCCCGGAGUUCUGAUGACCGCUCAGACAAUCACCUCGGAAUCCCUGUGCACCACUACAACCACGCACAUCACCAAGACAUUAAAAGGCGGCCUGUCAGAGACGAGGAUCGAGAAGCGCAUCGUCAUCACUGGAGACUGCGAUAUCGACCACGACGAGGCUCUGGCCCAGGCCAUUAAGGAGGCCAAAGAGCAACAUCCUGACAUGUCUGUCACCAGAGUGGUGGUUCAUAAAGAGACCGAGCUGGCCGAAGAGGAGGAUUGACACAACACAGAGCUGAAAAGCCCAUUGGGGAUGUCGUGACCUUCACUGCCCCACGCGACCACUAUCUUUGACCAUGACUGACUGACUGAAGAGGCUCCAGAAGAAGACAUUCAAAGCCCCCCCCCCCCCCCCCCCCCUUCCCCCCAAAAAAGCAAAAGCAACAAUAAGGAACAUAACACAUUAAGGGAGCAAAAGAACCACAUUGUUAGCUUAACAUUUCUAGCGUGUUUUUACUUCUUUGUUGUUUUUCCAAUAGUGUUUUUUUUUCUUUUGCCGUAAAAGAGGCGAUACAAGAGGACGUGGAGGAUAUAUUAUUUUGACAGUGAUACACAUUUGUGAAACUAGACACUGAAGUUACGCACUUUGGGGCAAGUUUAGUGAAGGGGUGGGGAUACUAUUUACACACACACAAAAAAAAGAAAAAAACUCAAAAGAAAAUCGCACGGAAAGUGUUGUAAAAAGCCCCUAGAAUGCUAAUAAAUAAUAUCCAGAAAUAAAAUUCCCCACCCCUGAACUAAUGUGAUAACAGUGCAGCCUCUUAAUCCACCCAAAAAACUCACAAACUAAUGGUACAAAAAAAAAAACACAUUUUCGUGUCAUUCCUCAGUUUCUUUUGAUUUUAAGUCCGCACACUACAAAAAGACAAAAAAAUCACUUGACGAAAAGUUUUCAGUUUGUUAUUUUAUACUAAAUGUGAACGAGUUUAAGCUAAAACAAAGGUUACGCAGUCGUUGCUGUUCUUGGGAAGGGUUAACUGGGAGAAAAAUGUUUUUUAAAAGAUUUGUUUUUUUAUGUGAAACCACAUCGUUCAAACGAGGAAAAAAAGGUUUGGAAACAUAUACUGUAGAUGACAUACACAAUCUUCACUGAGUUCAGUUUUCUAGGUUAGCUUCAUCUUUUAAGAUGGCUAUGGACAGAAUCUGCAGUUUUCUUAAUUUUCAGUGAACGCAGCACGGGACAUUAGCGGCGACAUCGUGAAAAAACAUUCCACCUGUCUUGACUGGAAAAAGUUGGAUUUGUUCAAAUUCUAACGUGAGAUCCUGUAAAAUGUUAACUAUUGGACGUCCAUAUGAGUUUAAAAAAAGAAAUAAAAGUCUUAACCCUGCAAUGUAUUGCAAUAACAUUCCAAAUUCGGCUUCUCGUCAAUGUCUUUUUUUUUAUGCGUAUGUCACAACUGUAGUUUUAUCUCCCCACAUUUCAUUUUCUCUGUGAAUAUGGUCCAUUUUUUUCAUAUUUGUAAUGUUUCCCAGUGAAUUAUUUUUUGUGUGGGGACAUUAAACACCACUACAAAUGUUGUUACACUAUAAACUGCAGUGUAAAUGGAGCAAUGGGGCUUCAAAGUCACUUCCUGGGAAUUUUGCAACAGGGCAGCUCCAAAACUGCCUUUUAGAAACAUAUAUCUAUAUAUACUUGUCAAUGAUCCAAACCAGCUGCAGUACCUUUUCUAUUUUCCACAAAAACUCAAGAAAAUCAAACAAAAAAUGAUCGGGGAAGUGAGCGAGCAGCCCCGUUGCUCCCUUGUAGUCCAGUUUCUUUCUUUCUAGCCACUUAAUUGUGUUGUAUCACCCUUAAACACACACAAAUCAAGUCCCUGUUAACACUUUAAAUAAAAGAUUGUAAUACUCUUG